CUCUCCUCCCCUCCUCUUCUUGGUGUUGAAAGACAGCUAGUCAGCAUUGACACAAAUCCCUUAGUAGCUCGUAGAGCAGUGUAAAAGCCAAAAGCCCUGCACAGCAGGCAAGAUCAUCAUGUCGGUGAUCUCUCGUAACCCUUUCGCCUUCCUCGAGGACGAGGGAGAUGACUCUCCUGCCCCCGCCCCCGCCCCAAAGCCUGUAGCCAAGAAACCCGCCGAACCUGCCCCCGCUCCUCGUAAUGUACCAGGCGCAGUAUCACGAGGGGGUCGUGGUCGUGGUACUUAUCCUGCCCGUGGUUCCCCUCGAAAUGGCGCCAGGGAUAGCCAGCCGAGGAACACCGCGCCCACGGCUGAUGAAGGUGUGACAGAGGGGUUUGAGACCCCUGCCGGAUUCGAAGGCGAACGCGUCGCUACUCAUAGGAGACCUUACCAAGGACUCGACGCACAUACCAAAGGUCCCCGUGGAAACCGAUCCUCGCGCGGCGUGACGUCGGGUGGUCAUACCGCUCGUCUGGAUAACGUCGGUAGUAGGAGGCCCAGAGUGGUCCAAGAUGCUGCCGGGAGGAGACAAUAUGAGAGGCGGAGUGGAACCGUUGGCGAUUCGCAAAAGAAGGUAGAUCAAGGAUGGGGUGCUGCUACUGGUACCGCCGAGCUUACCGACGAAGUACAAGGAGAAAAGGACGCUCAAGUCGAGGAGAACGCCCCACAGACACCGGCGGAAGAGGACGAUGGCGGCUGGGGUGCACCUGCAACGACUCCCGCCGUUCGCGAAGCCGAUGCCGAAGCCGCUGAGCCUGCUGAGCCUGAAGAGCCCGAAGAAGUGGUUAAGUCGUACGAUCAAUUUUUGGCCGAACGCGCCGCUCAAGCCUUCGACUUUGGCAAGAAAGAAGCCAGGCAGGUCGGUACUCAGUCACUCGAGGGCAAGGCUUUUGUACGCGAGGCUUUGGAUGAGUUCUUCAAUGGAAAGGAGAAAUCUGGCAGCAAGCCUUCUAAGUCUAAGAAAGAAAAGGAAAAGGUUUUCAUCGAAGUCGACGGACAAUUCGCGUCUCCCGCAUCCUUCAACGGUGGCGGUGGUGGGCGUGGGCGUGGUGGAGAUCGUGGCCGAGGUGGACGUGGUGGACGUGGAGGUGGAAGGGGCGGCGAGCGUGGUGGACGAGGCAGGGGUGGGAGCGGCUUCAGCUCUCGUGGUGGACGUCAAGGCAACAUUGAUGCCAACGACACGAGCGCCUUCCCAGCUCUUGGAGGACCAUAGUCGAUCUUUCUCAAACCACUCAUGCUAGUCGGAAAAAGACGGAAACCUGUUUCAGCAUCAGGUGUACUGUUCAUAUACGUGAUCUCAUGGUGCAUCCUCGUUGUGCAUUUGACGUUUCUCG
Molecule: messenger RNA, 1376 nt
Organism: Tremella mesenterica DSM 1558
Lineage: Eukaryota; Fungi; Basidiomycota; Tremellomycetes; Tremellales; Tremellaceae
Exons: 6
Coding region: 119-1255 (378 amino acids)
Cellular component (GO): cytoplasm; nucleus
Molecular function (GO): RNA binding
Source: RefSeq, a predicted model, not a curated record